UGAUGGAUGUCAUUUAUGAAAGUAUUCUUGUAACUAAAAUUGUAUGAAUGUAAUCCUUCAUACACAUUAUCAGAUGAUUAGACAAUUUGCAAACUUUUUGGAUUAAAUUAGCGUUUUAAGAAACAAUCUGUGAUAGAAUGGCUUAACUUUUGAUAUCAACCUUCAAAGAUUUAAGAUAAUGCUCAACAAAUUGCUUAAUUUGUUAAGAAUGUCGGGAUCCGUAAAAAAAUAAUUGUUAUCAUGUUUGUCAAGAAUAAAUUAUAUAUUCACUAGAGCCAGAGGUAAAAGAGUAGGAAGGAGAAGAAGUAGGAAUAAAUGAUGAUGAGGAAUAGGAAGAAAAAGAAGAAGGAGUGGAAGAAAAUGCUGAAGAGAUGGAUGAGACUUUUAAUAAUGAAUGUAUGGCUUAUUGCUUACAAUGUACUGAUUUGCACUCAUGUUUAAAAUGCAAUGUUAAUCUUAAAUUAGAAAAUAAAUAUUGCUCACCAAUUUUGUGGUGAUGGUGUUAUCAUUUAAGGAUACGAGGAUUGUAAAGAUGGAAAUAAUAUCCUUAUGAUGGAUGUUAUUUAUGUUAAUAUUAAUGUUCAUUUGGAUGCAUAACUUGUGGAAAAGGAAACGUGUGCACAAAAUGUGAUAGCUUGACUAUUUUAAAUAGUGAGACUGCUAAAUGUGAAAAAGACAAUAUUAAAAAUAAUAAUAAAUUUACUGAGGAGGAAAAUUAAAAUUCAAUUAUUGAUGUAGGAGUAGAAAAUUCUUUUUUAAUUGAUAAUUUAUGUGGUGAUGGUAUUCUAAAUGAUAAAUACGAAUUUUGUGAUGUUGGAAAUAAUGUUGGGGAUGAUGGAUGUUCAAGUAUAUGCUUAAUUGAGGAAAACUGGAACUGUGAAAUUUAAUUCCUUCAAGAGCAUAUGCUUUUAUAAAACACAGCUUGUUUUAACAUACAUAAAUCAUACAAACCCUUACCAAUACGUGGAAUUAUCUUUUAUUAAUUAAGUAAAAGCCAUUUCAACUAUUAUCUACACCAAAAUAUUAAGUUUAAUUAAAUUUCAUUACUCAAUAGUUGA
Molecule: messenger RNA, 1058 nt
Organism: Paramecium octaurelia
Lineage: Eukaryota; Ciliophora; Oligohymenophorea; Peniculida; Parameciidae
Source: the annotation of a GenBank genome assembly